Molecule: messenger RNA, 2200 nt
Organism: Vidua macroura (Pin-tailed whydah)
Lineage: Eukaryota; Metazoa; Chordata; Aves; Passeriformes; Viduidae
Gene: HOOK1
Product: hook microtubule tethering protein 1
Exons: 22
Coding region: 29-2176 (715 amino acids)
Biological process (GO): cytoplasmic microtubule organization; cytoskeleton-dependent intracellular transport
Cellular component (GO): cytoplasm; centrosome
Molecular function (GO): dynein light intermediate chain binding; microtubule binding
Source: RefSeq, a predicted model, not a curated record
CGCGGCAGCCGCCGCCGCCGCCGCCGCCAUGGAGGCGAAGCCGGCGGACCCGCUGCUCUGCGACAGCCUCAUCCUCUGGCUACAGACAUUCAAUACAGCUGCACCCUGCAGGGAUGUCCAGGACUUGACUAACGGGGUUGCCAUGGCUCAGGUGCUUCACCAAAUAGAUGUUGCCUGGUUUGAUGCAUCUUGGCUCAGUCGCAUCAAAGAAGAUGUUGGUGACAACUGGAGAAUAAAGUCCAGUAAUUUGAAGAAGAUACUGCAAGGAAUUAUGGACUACUAUCAUGAGUUCCUGGGUCAGCAGAUUGCAGAAGAGCUUAUUCCAGACUUGACCCGGAUAUCUGAGAACUCGGAUCCCACUGAACUGGGCAGGCUCCUGCAGCUUAUUUUGGGUUGUGCAGUCAACUGUGAGAGGAAACAAGAACACAUACAGAAUAUCAUGACCCUUGAAGAGUCUGUUCAGCAUGUUGUCAUGACAGCCAUUCAAGAGCUCAUGAGCAAGGAAGUAACAAGUGCUUCCCCAUGUGAUGCAUCAAGUGAAGUGGAACAGCAGCUUAAAAAAGCCUUGGAAGAUCUUCAGGAAGCACGAGCAGAAAAAGAGGAGUUGGCACAAAGAUGUCAAGAGCUGGAUCUGCAGGUGGCUGCCCUCCAGGAUGAGAAAAACAGCUUGAUAUCAGAAAAUGAGAUUAUGAAUGACAGACUAGAGCAAUUAGACGACUCUCUUGAUGAUCCAAAUACUGUGGUUGCAAAAAAGUAUUUUAGUGCACAGUUGCAGCUGGAACAAUUGCAAGAAGAAAACUACAGGCUUGAAGCUGCAAAAGAUGAUUAUCGUGUCCAUUGUGAAGAUCUAGAAAAGCAAUUGAUUGAGCUACAACAUAGAAACAAUGAACUGACCUCUCUGGCAGAAGAAUCGAGAGCCUUGAAAGAUGAAAAUGACAUUCUUAGGGCUACUGCAGACAAGGCAAGCAAGCUGGAGUCGACGGUGGAAGUGUAUCGGAAGAAGCUGCAGGACCUGAACGAUUUCCGCAGGCAGGUCAAGUCCCUGCAGGAGACCAACAUGAUGUACAUGCACAACACCGUCAGUCUGGAGGAUGAGCUCAGGAAAGCCAACGCAGCACGAGCCCAGCUGGAAACCUACAAAAGACAGGUCCAGGAGCUUCAUAACAAACUGUCUGAAGAAUCCAAAAGAGCUGAUAAGCUGGCAUUUGAAAUGAAGAGACUCGAAGAAAAAUACGAAGCUUUAAUGAAAGAAAAAGAAAGACUGAUAGUGCAGUGUGACACAUUAAGAGAGACAAAUGAGGAGCUCCGGUGUGCACAGAUGCAGCAGGAUCACCUGAGUCAAACAGGUGAAAAAAGCCAUGAGAAUCUUGCUGCUGAAAUUCUGCCAGUGGAAUAUAGAGAAAUGUUUAUUCGGCUGCAGCAUGAAAAUAAGAUGCUCCUGCUGAAACAGGAGGGAUCAGAAAAUGAACGGAUUGCUGAGCUCCAGGAAGAGCUGGAGCAGAAGCACCGGACAGUGAACGAGCUGGAAACUGAGAAAAGGCUCAAUGAAGAGCGUAUUGGAGGAUUACAGCAGCAGAUUGAAGAUCUGCAGAAGACUUUACAGGAGCAGGGUUCCAAGACUGAAGGAUCCAGCAACCUGAAGCAGAAAUUGGCAGCACACAUGGAAAAGCUGAACGAGGUUCAUGAUGAGUUACAGAAGAAAGAGGCUGAUCUUGCAGAGCUCCAGCCUGAUGACAGUCAGAACCCCCAGAAGAUCGGAGAGCUGGAAGCAGCUUUACGAAAAAAAGAUGAGGAUAUGAAAGCAAUGGAAGAAAGAUACAAAAUGUACCUUGAAAAAGCAAGGAAUGUGAUAAAAACCUUAGACCCCAAGCUAAAUCCAGCAUCAGCAGAAAUUAUGUUGCUCAGAAAACAGAUACUGGAAAAAGACAAAAGAAUUGAAGCACUAGAGAAUGAGUACAAAAUGGCCAAGCUACGUGACUAUGAGGAAAAGCUGAUUGUAACUGCAUGGUACAACAAGAGCCUGAGUCUGCAGAAGCUGGGCAUGGAAACCAGGCUGCUGAGCAGCAGCGGCAGCUGCGGGGCCGGGCCCGGCCGCUCCUUCCUGGCGCAGCAGCGUCACGUCACCAACACCAGGAGGAACCUCACUGUUAAAGUACCAGGUGCAACAUCUGAUUGAACACGAGGACAUGGAGAAAACUCA